This is a messenger RNA of Effrenium voratum, 2394 nucleotides long. Lineage: Eukaryota; Dinophyceae; Suessiales; Symbiodiniaceae. The record is from the annotation of a GenBank genome assembly.
AUGGCCGUCCGAAUGCGCGGCCUGCUGCUGGUGGCUGCUGCUUUGCUCGGCUUGCUGAGCACUGGCUUCGUGGGCGGCGCGUCGCCCAGCCGCACCAUGCGUGAGGGCCAGACGGCGCUCGGGGCGGAAGCUGCGGCCAAGAAGAAGGCAAAGGCGCCAUGGGUGGGACCCAAGAAAGGCUCUUGGGUGAAGGUCUUGCGGCCGGAGUCCUACUGGUAUCAGACCAGGGGCCAGGUGGUGAACGUCAACCAGAAGCCUGAGAUCAAGUACCCGGUGACCGUGAAGUUCGACCGAGUGAACUUCUCCAACGUGAACACUAACGGCUUUGCGCUUUGGGAGGUCAUCGAGGCCCCGGCUCCCGGCCCUGGUGAGGUCCCCGGCAUCGGAGUGGACUCCUUGCUGCAGCGCCACGCCUUCCGCGUGCGUGACGCUGCCAAGCGUGGUGGCGCGAGAGCGGUGUGGCAGUUGGCGCGCCAGACCACGCAGCUGUCACAGAGCCUUGUGCUGCUGGCUAUGACGCCAUCCUUGCAUGAACAACUUCGCGGACGUGAAGGACCUCGGCUGAGGCUUGCGGAGCCGCCCCUGGACUUCUGCUGCGAACGCUACCGCAUUCUGGCGUGGCUGCUCUCCGAGCUGCGGCAGGACCUUGGAAAGGAUCACCUCACCUACGUGGAGGUUGGCGUGGCGUCGGGAGCCACGGCCCUGUUCCUGCUCAAUCGCGAGGGCUUGCCCUGGCUCGUCGCUGCGGUGGAGGACAGGGCGGACUGCGAGGCGCGGGGCGGCGCCUUGAUGGCCGUGGGCUUGCAGGUGGCGAAGGGCGCCUUUGGGCACGAGGUGCUGGAGGGUCUGCACAUUGCGGACUUCGGGGAGGAGACGGAGACGGAGGAGUGGGCCAAGGUUUGCGUGCCCAAGAACUGCGGCGGGGUCCGGGAGAUGGGCACGGAGCAUUGCAUCAACGUGAAAGGGUGGCUGCUGGGUGUGCUUUUGGACGCCUACAAGGAGAAAACCCCAGGUGCUCUUGGCUCUGAUCACCUGUUCCUGGACACCAUCCGCCGUCACAGGUGGAUGAAUGUCGGUGUGGAGCCAACGGACGUUGCUAGACGGCUUCCAGAAUUCGUACAUGAGCUGGAGCCGCUGGAGGCGUCCAUCCCACCUCGCCUGGUGAUCAUGAGCCCCCACGCGCCGGUGGCCGCGGUCAUGGCAGAUCACAUGGAGGCAGUUAUGGAAUCUGUGGAGGUCGUGUUUUAUGGGGCCUGCUACCUUUGCGAGCAUUCCCCGAGCUGCGUGGAGAGGAGGCAGCCCAGCUUGGCAGAUGCAUCCUGCGAACACUUCCACAACCACGAGGACCUGACCUUCGACACGCUUCAUCUCAUGGCCCUGGACGUCGUGGCCCGGGAGCGGAGGCCCUCGCUGGUGAUGUGCUUCGGCCUGGCGCCCUGCCACUUCCUCUUUGAGCUCAUGCCCUCCGUGCCGAGGCUGCAGCUGCUGUGCAUGAACCCCAUGCAGGAUGUGCCCUCCGGCUUGGCGGGGCUGAUGCUGCUGGCUUUGCGGCGCCGGGCGCUGCAGGGGGAGCUGAUCUUCUCGACCAACCCGGUAACCACUGCCCUGCUUGCCUACCACGCAGGGGCAGAGGUUGCCGCGCGGGUGCCCGUGACCACCCUCUUCAGGCAGAAGCUCAUGGAGUGGACCGCUGAUAUCCAGCAUAGCGAGUCGGAAAGGAAGACCGUACUGAUAACCUCGAGCUUUCUCAUGCAGCUGUCCUCUAUCUACAUCAGCUUCCGCUUGCUGCUGCAGAGCUACCUGCAGCAUUCUACUUUUUUUGAGGUGGUUGAGCACCAGCACAACCAGUUCUGGACACUGAAGAGCCCAAGUGAUACUUGGGGAUUCCUGCAGCACGCCUUUACCAUCUAUAUCCCUGAGCACCCAUACAAAAAUUACUUCAACGAUUUGUAUGCCAUGCGCUUGCCAAUUUACACUCCAAGCAUUGAUUUCCUCGCCACCAUGUGGCCGCUUCUGAAGUCAAUGGAGAGUAGUGACUGCUACGAUGGCUGGUUUGAGCGGCACAUUUCACGGACCCGUCUGGGGGUGGAGCUUGACUUGCCAGAGCCCUUCAACCUGAGCGAGGAUGGCUUCAACAAGGUGCGGACGUGGAUGGAGCCUGCGGAUUACUUCCACUUUCCUGCGGUGAUGACCUUCAAGGGCGCCGCGGAUCUUUACAGCCAGAUCACGUCGCCGGACAUUCCAGCGACCCUGGCGACCGCCAGAGACGCCAUGGCCGCCUUCGCGCGGGCGCGGCACGCGGAGUCGCUGGGACAGUUCGCGCGCCUGGCGAGCCUGGCAAGAGACAAAAUGUGGGCAAGCGAGCGCAGUCGCAGCGCCCUGAUUGGUGGAUGA